AUGCUCGUAAAUGUAACAUAUUCCAUUCUAUGUCUUUGCUCAUUACUUCAGUUAUCAUCCUGUGUUGCAUCCGCUAGACAAGCAAUAUGUUCAAAUAUACAGAAUAUAACUGUAAAUAUCGUCUUAAAUGGGCUCAUACAUCAGAAAAAAGUAUCCAAAGAUAGAUGCAAAUUGAUAUCAUCAAUCGAUACCGUAAUUGAUCAGUCAUCUAUUCGCUACAAUAAGAUACGAGAUCUUCCAAACCACUGGUCCAUCUAUCUGAAUGGAGAAGUGGUACCUUCUGAGGGAUGUGUUGGUAACAAUGCCGAGCAACUGAAGAUUUCCAACGGAGACUAUAUCUAUGUAUUCUUAAACGAAAAGGGUCUUACUGAUCCACAUUAUAUUGGAGAAUACAUGAAAUUUGUCUCCAAAGAAUUCUCUGAGGUUCUAAACUUGAAUAGAAACAAACCAAGUCAUGGAAGAAAGAGAUCAGGAAAGGGCAAAAUGUCUGAAGAUACAUCAAACAUACUCAAACUAUUACUCAAUCAGGACUAUAUAAAUCGUGUUAUAAAGGAGGUCUCCAGUGGUAACGGAAAAGAUGUUUUACUGGGACUCAUUGCAAAGUUUAUUGGAGCAUCUGCUCAAGCAAAACCAACAAAGGGGGAACCUGACAAACAUGAGCCAGAAAAUAAUAAACAGGAUCCACUCAUGGGCUUACUGACACUGUUUACACAACCAUUAUUGGAAGGAUUUAUGGGUGCAUCUAAAAAGAAUACAGAACUAUAA
Molecule: messenger RNA, 765 nt
Organism: Theileria equi strain WA
Lineage: Eukaryota; Apicomplexa; Aconoidasida; Piroplasmida; Theileriidae
Product: signal peptide containing protein
Exons: 5
Coding region: 1-765 (254 amino acids)
Source: RefSeq, a predicted model, not a curated record